UAAUCAUCUUCUUUUCUUCUUCGUUUCGUUUCCAAGGCAGCAAAAGCCACCGCAGGUAUCCUCCAUUUCCAUUUGGGUUCAAACGUCGUCAUAAUGAGCAACGAAUACGAUUAUCUGUUCAAGCUUCUGCUAAUCGGGGACUCCUCGGUUGGAAAGUCUUGCCUGCUUCUCAGAUUUGCCGAUGACUCGUACGUGGACAGCUACAUCAGUACCAUUGGAGUUGAUUUUAAAAUCAGAACUGUGGAGCUGGAAGGGAAAACAAUCAAAUUGCAGAUUUGGGAUACUGCUGGACAGGAGCGAUUCAGGACUAUAACGAGCAGUUAUUAUAGAGGAGCACAUGGAAUAAUUAUUGUAUAUGAUGUAACUGAGCAGGAAAGCUUCAACAAUGUCAAGCAAUGGUUAAAUGAAAUUGAUAGAUAUGCUAAUGACAGUGUGUGCAAGCUUCUUGUUGGGAACAAAUGUGAUCUAAUUGAUAACAAAGUCGUUGAUACACAAACAGCAAAGGCAUUUGCUGAUGAACUUGGUAUCCCUUUCCUUGAGACAAGUGCCAAAGACUCAAUCAAUGUUGAGCAGGCUUUCUUAACCAUGGCAGCUGAGAUUAAGAACAAGAUGGGAAACCAGCCAAGUGUUGGCAGGUCAACAGAAACCGUUCAAAUGAAAGGGCAACCAAUCCAGCAGAAGGGAAACUGUUGUAGUUAGGCAGUAAUUUAGUGUUCAAUUUCUUCUUUCUUCUACUGCUAUUAAUAUGGCAAGACACUCUGUUCCUUUACUCUGUUAUAUUGUGGAACUUUUCAGAAGCUGAUAAAUAUAUUAUAUUUAAGUCUUUUGGAAA
Molecule: messenger RNA, 832 nt
Organism: Neltuma alba
Lineage: Eukaryota; Viridiplantae; Streptophyta; Magnoliopsida; Fabales; Fabaceae
Product: ras-related protein RABD1-like
Exons: 8
Coding region: 94-699 (201 amino acids)
Molecular function (GO): GTP binding; GTPase activity
Source: RefSeq, a predicted model, not a curated record